This is a messenger RNA of Gossypium raimondii (Peruvian cotton), 1407 nucleotides long. RefSeq names its product diacylglycerol O-acyltransferase 3. The transcript has 2 exons. NCBI's taxonomy places the organism in Eukaryota, Viridiplantae, Streptophyta, Magnoliopsida, Malvales, Malvaceae. Bases 64 to 1200 code for a protein of 378 amino acids. The record is from RefSeq and is a predicted model, not a curated record.
UCUUCCCAAUCCAUUCUUAUAUUUUCCAAGCUAAACGGGAAUCGAAACCAUCUGAUUCACGCCAUGGAGACCUCUGGCAUUGUUUGCAAGACAGUUUCAAGGUUGCCGGCGGCUAGGGUUGAUUUUAGCGGACGGUUUUCCAGGGAGUUGAAUCAUGGUGUUGGAGAUUCCAGGGUUUCAGUUAGGCCGAGGAUUAAAUCUUGCAGGAGAUUGAGUUGCCAGUUUUCUGAUUUAGGGCAUGUCCAGUAUUAUGUGUCACCGAGGGGUGGUGGUAGUGGCGAUGCCACGAAGAAAGACAAGGGAAAGAGCUGUGAGAUUAAACAGGUCAAGAAGAAGCUGAAGCUUCUCAAGCGAUUGUCCAAGGACUUGUCCAUGCUUCCUCAGAUUGCUGAUGGCGAGGAUAUUAGGAUUGGAUUGGCCGCUGAAGUUAAGGCCACGAUGAUUCAUGAAGCAAGCGGUGUUUUGCUGGCCCAACUGCAAAAAUUGAAAUCAGAACAAAAGGAGUUGAAGAGAAAAUUGAAAGAGGAACGAGCCAAGCUCAAAGCCACUUUUGGGAAAUCAGAAUCAUCAUCUUCCUCUGAAUCAAGUGACAGCGAAUGUGGGGAGGUAGUUGACAUGAAAGCCCUGAGAAACAAUGCUUUGAAACCUUCCCUAGAGUCAGAAACACCAAUUGGCAAUGCUUUGAAACGACCCGAAGAGAUAGUUAUAGAAGCUCCAACGGUGGCAGAGGAAGCAACAUUAGCUAACUCGCUCAUGGAACUAGAAAACUCAGAUUCAAGCCCCCAAAUUCGGAUACGAGUUCCUCUUACUGGAUUGGAUGGUGAAUGUUGCAGUUCAAAUGGCUUCAAGGAUGGGCAGAGCAACACCCUUGUGGAAGGGACAUCAACCAAGAAGAUUGAAGUUUGCAUGGGUGGCAAGUGCAAGAAGAUGGGAGCUGCGGCGUUGUUAGAAGAAUUUGAAAGGAAGGUGGGUGCAGAAGGCACUGUUGUGGCGUGCAGAUGCAUGGGGAAGUGCAAGACCUCUCCAAAUGUGAGGGUCUUGAACUCUCAAACGGAAACUACAACGAGAAUCAAUGAAGACUCUGUUAGACUUGGGAUUAAUCCUACAUGCACGGGUGUUGGGUUGCAAGACAUUGACCUCAUCGUUGCAAAUCUUUUGGGCAAGAACAUAGAUGAUGAAUGUCUGAUGCUCUCUUCUUGAGUCUUCAUUUUGUUUCAUUCUUCGAUUACGAUCAUGAAUUUGUUAAUAGUGUGAAUAGGGGAAAUAUAGUGGAUGAGCUAUUGGCAUGGAUGAAACUACUUUAAAUCUAGGCUCUAGCAGUCUAGGUGAUAAUGUAAAAUGCUUUUAUCUUUCACGUUUUAGAGUAAUGUCGAAUGCAGCUUGUGGUUUUUAGUUUGUUCUGCAAAA